AAUUUAUAUUUAAUUCAUUUGUUGAUGUAAUGUGUCAUUAAACAUCUCCAUUUAUUUCCAAAGCAGCAGGACUCCAGUGUUUGGACUAAACUGGAGCCUGAGGUGAACAAUGCAGAUACAGACGAGGCUCCAACUUACAGCCUGCAGUCUGAAGCAGGACGCUUUGAAUGCAGUGUCUCUGGCUUGCGCUGGGUCUGUGAGGAAAACGCCAGCUUUAAGUACCACUUCUGCUCUUGGGGAGGACACAUGGAGAGGAUGAAAAGCAGACAGUACAUGCCUGCAGGUGCCCUAAUAGACAUCUCAGUCAUUGCUGGGAAGUUAUAUGAAGUGUACCUGCCACACUGGAUCUGCAUCGAGGACAACUCUAAAAUAUUGGACAAGUUUGCCGUCCUCCACAUAGAUGAGUGUGGAGAUGUUGUGGAAAAAGUGUCUGAGGUCACAGCAUCACAUGUGAAGUUAACUAAGCCGAUUUUCUCUCCAAGAGCGGUCCUGAUGAAAAUAGGUUUUCCUGUGAAAAUUGAAUGUAACGUGUUAAUGUACUACAAACCCAACACACGUUUCCUGAAGCUCCACGUCUUUGUGAUCCCAGUCGAUCCUGCUCUACAACAGACAGUGGACAAAAAGGAAUCGUCCAGCGGAUAUAAAGGAAUCACAAAGCCACGGCCAGACAGUCACCUGAAAAUGCUGCAAGGCUUCAGCCUCACAGCUGAUAUAGACACAGCAACAAUUACUCCAGAGAAAAUAACCCUCAGGUAUGACAGCCAAGAUCCAAACUUCUAUGAAGUGUUCAUUGAGAAUCCAGACAGAAAGUUUAACAUGACCCUACACCCUUACUUAAAGAAGAGUGAAGCAGUUUGGACCUGUGAAAUUAGAAAAGAUGACCAUCCAAGCUCUGGUCCUGUAGAAGUUGAGGAGACCGAUGGACAAUCCUCACAGUCUGCUUCCACUGACGACAUUCACUUUGUGGAUAAACACAGAGAAGCACUGAUCCAGAGAGUGAGCAACAUUGAUUCCAUUUUGGAUGGUCUCCUUGAUAAAAAAGUUAUCAAACGGGAAGCUUAUACCAAAAUCCGACUGAUAGCUACCCCUCAGGAGAAGAUAAGGGCCCUGUAUGAAGGUCCUCUACAGGCUGCAGAAAUCUGCAAGGAGAUCUUCUACCAAAUCCUUCAGAAGCAUGAAGAAUUUCUCAUCAAGGAUCUCAACGGAAAGAAGUGAAUAUUGGGAUGAAAUCCAUUUUUAGGUGAAACUUACAAAGCUGAGCUAAACAUUGUUGUAGAAAAAUUUAAUUUGUACCCGGAUUAAUUGUAUUUGUUGGAACUUUGACUUUUAAUCAGGGUCACAACAGGCCGGACUCUGAGCAGCUUCUCUUUGUUUUUCUAUGAUAUGUGAUGAUGUUAUGACCAGCAUCAAGUCUCAAAACUCGUGAUAAGUCCUCGGCUUAGGAGUCUUUGCUGUCCGUCCUGCUGUGUGAAAGGCAGAUACUUUUAUAAGUUUAUGCUUUAUGUUUUUGUCUGUCAGAUCUCUGAACGUGAGCCUGGUGUCGGAGCUCUGCCCUUUCAGCUGGAAUAUUCAUUCUGCAUUUCUUAUUUUUAUUAUUUAUUGUUGUUUUUCUCCCUUUGACUCUGAUCCGUAAAUCUCCAUUUCAGCAGCUCUUACAAGCACCACAUUUUCCAGUUUUAUUCCUGCCUAUUUUCUGAAGGUUUUUACAGACAGGUAUGUUCAUGUAUCAUUCACAUUUAUAGAACACUUUAUUGCUGUAAACAUGGAAAUGUAUUUUUGUCCUGGCUGCUAACAGUAUUUUCAGAUAUUUAAGUUAUAAUCCCUGCUCCAGCCCCUGCCUUUCUCCCUCUUCUUUCCCUCUCUUGUCAGUCUUGCUCUCCCAACAACCAGCUGAUUGUAGAGAUGAGAUACCGCUGCUGUCAUCGGCUCACAUCUCAAUGAAAGCUCAGUUCAUUCAUUCACUCUCCUCCAGACCAUAGACUUCCAUACAUCCCCGUCAUCCUGUUGGUCCUGAUCUGUCUCCAGCCUGCUCUUCCUGAACCACUGCUUCCUGCCCGCCUGGUCCUGGUGAACACAUUCGUCAGUCCGACCCUGCCUUGUCUGUCACUGGACUGAUCCACUUCAGCUUUUCCCCGGCCUUCCAGCUCUGACUCCUCUCACCAGACCCUGUAUUCCCUGAGCCUGCCUUCCCCUUUGUAUUUAGUUUCCCAUUUUUGUGAGUGCCCUGUUUAGUUAGCUGUGUUUGGUUUAUUGUGCUUUGGAUUUAUAAUUUUUAUGUUUGGGUUUAGUGGUAAGUUUUGUACUUUAGCUCAUUUUUGACUCAACACAGCUGAGUUAUUUCUAAAACAAUUCAUUUUUUUGUUACAUCAGAUUCAUGGGAAUGAGUAACUCCAAUAUCUCUUGAGAAUUGAGUUUUGUUAACUUCUGUCUUUUAUUAAGAUCUGCUGUUGGGUUUUACGGUGUAGUUUUCCCCUCAGUUCAGUUUCCCCGUUUCUGUAUUGGUUUUAGUUCUUGUCUUGCAAAUAAAGUUCUUUUGGAUCCUC
Molecule: messenger RNA, 2543 nt
Organism: Acanthochromis polyacanthus (spiny chromis)
Lineage: Eukaryota; Metazoa; Chordata; Actinopteri; Pomacentridae
Product: NACHT, LRR and PYD domains-containing protein 1b allele 2-like
Exons: 8
Coding region: 247-1215 (322 amino acids)
Biological process (GO): innate immune response; inflammatory response; regulation of apoptotic process
Source: RefSeq, a predicted model, not a curated record